Messenger RNA from Brienomyrus brachyistius, 5049 nucleotides. Its product is annotated as retinoic acid receptor beta-like. Bases 630 to 2054 code for a protein of 474 amino acids. Gene Ontology annotation, molecular function: nuclear glucocorticoid receptor binding; zinc ion binding; nuclear receptor activity. The record is from RefSeq and is a predicted model, not a curated record. Gene Ontology annotation, biological process: regulation of transcription by RNA polymerase II; retinoic acid receptor signaling pathway; cellular response to corticotropin-releasing hormone stimulus. The transcript is spliced from 8 exons. Gene Ontology annotation, cellular component: nucleus; transcription regulator complex. Lineage: Eukaryota; Metazoa; Chordata; Actinopteri; Osteoglossiformes; Mormyridae.
GGCCGGCGGAGCCGCGGCGCUGUUACCGCCGUGCGGGAAUGUCGGCACUCGGUGAUGUCAGAGCGCUCGGGUCGUUUGAAGGUUAGCAGCCGGCGAUGGGUUCACGCAAAGUUCACCCGCAUAUAUUAGGCAGCCAGAUCUUUCAUUCCCUGUGACAAAACUAGUAGGAAAUGAGCUGUAUUGAGGCAGGAUCAGCCAUUCGCCGUCCGUCGGAGGGGAGACGCGCUUUUAAACACACGCGGCCGCGGUGUUUCUGAAACGUUUUAGUCCACCGCCUUUGAUUGAAGAUCGGAGCUUUUGUGUCGGUAACGUUGCGGGACGGCGCCGCACGCCGCCUUUCUGGAGAAACGAUUCGGAAAUUUUACUGAGGGUAUCGAUCGUCCCCCCCUUUUCCCACUUCUUUGAAUCUGGACUUAGUGGGAAAUGGCAAGCGAUCAUUUGGAUCAAUUACAAGCUUUUAGCCGUGUUGUCUGUCAUAAUUCAUGAUUGUAGUCGGGGAGGGAAGAGCAACAUCUGACGUGCCAAAAGAGAGGCAGAGUUUGAUGGAGUUCGGUCCAGUGUAGCGGGCGAUUUACACCCUCCCAUUAAGGAAAGAAGCAGUAAUUUGCAGUCUUCUGUAGAGGUGCAUCAUGUUUGACUGUAUGGAUGUGUUAGCCGUAAGCCCGGGACAGAUGCUGGAUUUUUACACCUCCAGUCCGUCUUCGUGCAUGCUACAGGAGAAAGCUCUGAAGGCAUGCUUCAGCGGGCUGGCGCAAAGGGACUGGCAGCACCGCCGGAGCGCGCAGUCAGCUGUUGAGACCCAGAGUAGCAGUUCAGAGGAGCUGGUCCCGAGCCCCCCCUCACCCCCGGCCCCACCGCGCAUUUACAAGCCCUGCUUUGUGUGCCAGGACAAGUCUUCGGGCUACCACUAUGGCGUCAGCGCCUGCGAGGGCUGCAAGGGCUUCUUCCGCAGAAGCAUCCAGAAGAACAUGGUCUACACGUGCCACAGGGACAAGAACUGCAUCAUCAACAAGGUCACCAGGAACCGCUGCCAGUAUUGCCGACUGCAGAAGUGCUUCGCCGUCGGCAUGUCGAAGGAGUCUGUCCGGAAUGACCGGAACAAGAGGAAGAAGGAGAUCCCCAAGUUGGAAUUGGCGGAGAGCUACGAACUGACCACUGAGCUGGAGACCAUCGUGGAGAAGAUCCGGAAGGCGCACCAGGAGACCUUCCCCUCCCUCUGUCAGCUCGGCAAGUACACCACGAACUCGAGUGCAGACCACCGUGUGCGUCUGGAUCUCGGCCUGUGGGAUAAAUUCAGUGAGCUGGCCACCAAGUGCAUCAUCAAGAUCGUGGAGUUUGCCAAGAGGGUCCCCGGUUUCACGGGGCUCACCAUCGCCGACCAGAUCACCCUGCUCAAGGCCGCCUGCCUGGACAUCCUGAUCCUCCGCAUCUGCACGAGGUACACCCCCGACCAGGACACCAUGACCUUCUCCGAUGGCCUGACCCUGAACCGGACUCAGAUGCACAACGCCGGCUUUGGGCCGCUCACCGACCUGGUGUUCACGUUCGCCAACCAGCUACUACCCAUUGAGAUGGACGACACUGAGACUGGACUCCUCAGCGCCAUCUGCCUGAUCUCCGGAGACCGCCAGGACCUGGAGGAACCCUUGAAGGUGGACCAGCUCCAGGAGCCGCUUCUGGAGGCCUUGAAGAUCUACGUGCGUAAGCGGCGGCCCAGCAAGCCGCACAUGUUCCCCAAGACGCUGAUGAAGAUCACCGACCUACGCAGCAUCAGUGCCAAAGGUGCGGAGCGGGUCAUCUCGCUGAAGAUGGAGAUUCCGGGCUCCAUGCCCCCACUCAUCCAGGAGAUGCUGGAGAACUCUGAGGGCCAGGAAGCGCAGGGUGGCUCUGAGGACAAGGCUGGCCCCGAGGAGCCCGAGCACGGGUCCCCGUCCCCUACGCCCGCUGACUGCUCCGCCCCUACGCCCGCUGACGGCGCGGCCCCUACGCCCGCUGAUGGCACCGCCUCUAGGCCCGCUGACGGUGCCACCCCUAUGCCCGCCGUCGACCCUUAGGAGGAUCGGAGCUGGACCAGCUGCUCCUUCCCCACCCCAGCGGACUCUCGGAUAUUAACUUUGCACAAAUCCAGUUGGAAGGGCGGAGAGCGUGAUCAGAAGUGCCCACCUUCGCCCCCACCCUCCACCCCAAGGCCUGAAAGGACCAGUGUUUCCUGUAUAAUACUUACUGAGCUCUUAUGGGCAACCUGCCCUUGGGACCUGCCAUGCGCAUCAGCACCCGAGGGCGUCCAGCCGGAUGCCUGCACAGGUGAACUCCGCUCGGGUCACGCGUGCAAGUCCGUAGCUGCAUGCCGCGCUCCCAGGUCCCGUACAGACACCAUGCUCCCAGCGUACAUUGUACAUACCAUUGUAUGGUGAGGCCACUGUUUGUUUUGAUCUCAUGGUGCUUCCUCAUUGUCUUAAAUACGCUAAAUUUUAAGGCAAAGCUGUACAAUAUGGUAAAAGCCUGACUUAAAAGUCCUUUAAAAUAGAAUGUCCUCGUGUAGAUAGUGGGGGAAUCUACUUUGUAUUUGUUCAUAAUUUAAAGCUUUUUGAAAAGAAAACACAAAAAAAAGUCCCAUUUCACUACCUGUACGUCUGUCUGCACGUGGGCAGGAUGCAGGAAGACCCUUCCUGCCCCCCCCACCCCCGACACAUUGCUCUCAGCCUUAAUCUGCACCAGGAAGCAGCUUCCAAAACCAUAGAUCUAAAGUUACUAGAGCUGUCUAGAGCUGGGAAACCAGAUUUUCAGUGCUUCAAUCUGAAUGUAUUGUUUAAACAUAAAAUAUCUCUUCGAGCAUCUCAGCAAUUCUGCGACUUUGGAUGUUUUGUUGACGGUUGGUUAUAGUGUCAGGAUAACCUGUGGCUGAGUGUUUUGUUUACUAAGCUUGCUACACAACAGAAAAUGAAUCACCCCCCCCCCCCCCCCAAAAAAAAAAAAACAUGGUCUAUGAUUAAGGUAAUCGCAUGAGCCCAAGUGAGCCUCAUUCUCUAAUGAUGUUUGCUCUUCUUCGGGAACACGCUGUAGGGUAACUGACUGUCUGUAUCAAACUCCACCCCCUCCAGCUACGGAGUCACACUCCAUUGAUUACCCGGCAAACAGAGAUAAAGGAACGAAAAAGCCGCCCAUUCCUCUUGCAGAGCGGCGUGCGGAGCCUCCACCGUUACCCAACAGGCCCUCCGAGUUUUAUUAGGGGUGGAAAACUGGCGCCGUACAGCGAGCAGCGGCGGCUUUGAAAACCACAGGGGUCUCGUGUAAUUGGGGGCGUCGGCCACCUCCGACCAAAUGUAAACACAUGGGGUCUGGGGGGAAACGGCAGCAGCAAAGCUGCCUUUUUAAUUAAGGGGUUCGUAACACGCCACUGAAAGGAUGGCAGCUGCUAAUGCCGGCGGUAAAGAAACCAUUGGGCAGGCAUGUGGGUGGGGGGUCUGCGCUGGCUUCAGAGUGAGAUCGUACGCUCGUCCUGAUGGUCCCUUUACUCCUAAGUGCUGUCAGAAGACACACAUUCCUGUUUAAUUGGAUACUUAAAAAAAUCUCGGGGUUGGGGGAGGGGGCCCAAAGGAGAGAGAUUCGGUACCGGUUACUGUAAACCAGGGAGCACUGACUUCUCUAUUAGUACCACACAAUCAACCACGAAAAAUCCUAAUCAAGCCAGAGACGACUAUAUACCAAGAUCCAGAAAUUGGGUUAUGAUUUGUUUUGCUUCCAUCCUUUGUGUGUUAAGCUGGGUGUUGGUACUCAGAGAAGCCCACAGCUCUGCCGUGUGCAAGUCUGAAACCUUUCAGCAUCUAGUAGCAACGCUAUAUCUAAGCCGGACACAUUUUCAGUCAUUAGCAGGUGACCCACCCAAGAAAUGUACAUUCCAGAGCUGAGCUUGCAUAUAAGUUCAACGUGUUUCAGUUAUUGAGGUUUGUGAAAUCAGAGGAAGAGUGUAUGAAUGUAAUGGGUUGUUUUCUGUGUAAUUAUGUAAAAUGUGAAAGCUGUCACUCGAGAAUGAUAAGCGCAGGUGCAUCUCUCGAGCUGGUUCUGUGACACCGACUGAAUGUCAGAUGUCUUAACUGGCAGUCCACCUGCAGGGGGAGCUCUGGAGAAAAAGUUGGAACGCCGGUUAUUAUUUAAGAAAAGAAAAAAACCUUGCUGAAUGUCAUUUUGUUUCUAGUUUAUUUUUUGAUGUAAAUAUAGUCGCCAUGGGGGCCACAGUGAUGGCCCCAGAGGCCCCCCAGCCUCACAUUGAUGUUUAGAUGCGCAGGAACUUGACCUAGUCGUCGGCCUGCGGUUCCAUGCACUGGACUGCACUGCCGAUGGGAUGCCAGCCUAAAUGGGUUACUUCUGUACUGACGGCGCGUGCGCCCGCCGAACUAUCGUGGAUGAAAGUCUCGGAUAAUUGGGGGGGUGGGUACCCCAGUGAGAGAACAGCGCGGGACUGUGCUGGUGCUCCAGCAAGAUCAGGAAUGAGAUCAGCGGCUAAAGCUGGAAAAUAUUCAACCGUGGAACGGCCCUCGUCUGCAGAGGUAAAACAACUGCACUGGGUAGGAGACGUAUCUAAGGCCUUACGCUAGCACUGAGGCCACCAGUGUGCAGGCAAAACCCUCAAAUGUGUGUAUGUAUAUAUAUAUAUAUAUAUAUAUAUAUAUAUAAAAUAAUCAAUGGACGCCAAGUGUGAUUCCGAUGAAUUCACUGGAGGCUGUGGGGGGUUUAAAUCUUUAUACUAGUCUCCCCCACCCCACUCCUUGGGGACCUACAGCAGUGCACAUCUUUGCUCACUCCUGGCUGUCUGUGCAGCCCCGAGGACCAGAUUGGGAAACGCUUCAGUGGUUUGUCCGCAGCCGCCUGCCCCCUCAAAGGACUGAGCUUAAGUGGGCGGGGCCUGUCUUAUGCAUCUCUGUCCGUUCCGUUACUUCCACUGGCUCCUGUUUGUACAUUAAACAAUGCUUUUUAUGUUCAUAUACUGUUUACCAUGAAAUCUGGCUAAAUAAAAAUAUAUUUAUUUUAAAAUACAAACGGGUAUGUUUU